This is a messenger RNA of Alexandromys fortis (reed vole), 546 nucleotides long. RefSeq names its product homeobox protein CDX-1-like. The transcript has 2 exons. NCBI's taxonomy places the organism in Eukaryota, Metazoa, Chordata, Mammalia, Rodentia, Cricetidae. The coding region runs from base 1 to 546 and encodes 181 amino acids. The record is from RefSeq and is a predicted model, not a curated record. Gene Ontology annotation, cellular component: nucleus. Gene Ontology annotation, biological process: regulation of DNA-templated transcription; multicellular organism development.
AUGUACGUGGGCUAUGUGCUGGACAAGGACUCCCCCGUGUAUCCAGGCCCCGCCAGGCCAUCCAGCUUCGGUCUGGGCCCUCCGGCCUACGCGCCACCCGGCCCGGCGCCUGCACCCCCGCAGUACCCCGACUUCGCGGGUUACACGCACGUGGAGCCCGCGCCUGCGCCCCCUCCGACCUGGGCCGCGCCCUUCCCUGCGCCCAAGGACGACUGGGCAGCUGCCUAUGGCCCGGGUCCCGCGGCCCCCGCCGCCAGCCCGGCCCCGCUGGGCUUUGGGCCCCCUCCGGACUUUAGCCCGGUGCCAGCGCCUCCCGGGCCUGGUCCUGGCCUCCUGGCGCAGUCCCUCGGCGGCCCGGGCGCACCGUCCUCGCCAGGAGCGCAGAGACGGACGCCCUACGAAUGGAUGCGGCGCAGCGUGGCGACCGCAGGCAGCGGUGGCAGCGCUCCAGAUGUGGAAAAUGAGGCACACGAAAGGAUGAACACAACCCCUCACGCCGUCCCUUACUCCAUAGCCACAGCCAUUAACCUGGACUCUCGCCUCUGA